AUGUCUUAUAAGUUUAGGCUUUUUUUAGCUAUAUGGCCGCUAAUAUGGUUUAUAAUAAUAUUAACAAAAAUAAAACAAUGUUUUUGUAUAAAUUUGAAAAAAAAUAAAUUGAAUUAUAUUUCCCAUAAUAAUUAUGUUAUAACAAAAACAAAUGAAUAUCAAACCGGAAAACUGAGAAAAAUCAAAAAUCAUUAUUUUCCUCGAAAUACAAUACGAAAUAAUUACUUAAAAUUUUUUAACAAACUAAAUGUAUUGAACAAUAAAAAAGUCAUAUCAAAUAUUUUCCCCCUUUAUUACUUUAACCCCUCAAGCAUUGGGUUAUAUCAAAAUGUAUGGGACAAAAAUUAUGAGCAAGCAUUAGAAGACAAAAAAUAUUUAUGUAAAUGGAAUUAUAAAAAUAUAAUAAAAAUACAAGUAAAAUCAAAAAGUGAUAAUGAAGAAGAUAAAAAAGGGUCAAAUGAAAAAUUGGGAAAAAAAAAAACUAAUAAAGCAGUCGAAAAAAAUAAGACUAGUGGAAAUAAAAAAAAAACAUCAGAAUCGAAUAAUACCAAUCAAGAAGAAGCUAAUACAAAAAAUGAAAUAAAUAAUGAGGAAAUCGAAAGUGAUAUAAAAAAAAAUACUAGUGUAAAAAAAAAACGGGAUAGCUCAAAAAGUGCAGAUAAAACUAAACUAAACUUAGAAGAAAUAGAUUCCAAAAAAGGAAAAAAAUCAAUAGGGAAAAAAAAUAAAGAAGAUUUAUCUUCUACUUUAAAAAAAUCAAGUAAUAAAAUAAAUGAGGAUGUGCAUACACCCUCGAUUAAUAACAAUAGUUCUUAUAAAAAUAGUGAAAAAAAACAGACAAAAUAUGGCACUAAAAAUGGCUUAUCAAGCAAUAAUCAACAUAUUGAGCCAAUAAAUGAAUCAAAUAUUGGGAAAUCUUUUGAAGGUACUGUAUCUUCAGUUAAUGAAGGAGCAGCAUAUAUAAAAAUAUCAGAUUUAAAUAGUUUUGGAGUAUUAUUUAAAAAUAAAUCGAACUUAGGUAAUGAUAUAGACAAUAUGAAUAACUAUUUCAAAGUAAAUCAGAAAGUUACUGUUAAAAUAUUGGGUGUAAAUUUAAAAAGAAAUAUAUAUUAUUUAGGGAAUAUAAUAAAAUAUAAUAAAGAUAUAAUAUUAGAAAAAGGAGAUCAAUCAAAAGGUUUGAUAACAAAAAUAUGUGAAUCCUAUUGUUUUAUUAAGAUAUUAAAAAAUGGAAGUGUAGGAUAUUUGCAUCGAUCAAAAUUGAAAUUUUUUGACAAUUCCAUUUUAAACAAUUUAACCGAUACAACAAAAAAUAAAGAAGACAACAUAAAUAAUAACGACUUAAGUUUUGAAUCCCUUUUAGAUGUAACAAGUUUAGAGAUGCAAACCAAGUUGACAAGAUUGAUACAGUUUCAAAACAUAUUUAAAAUAUGGGAUAUAAUAGAUAUAGAAAUAUUAUCUAAAUCGGAACAAAAUUUCAGUUCAAGCUAUAUUUUAACAAUACCCAAAGAAACAAAUACAUUCAAACGGGUUCUAGAAUAUGCCCAAUCGGCUUACAAACAAAAUAAAAAUAACUUAACAACCUCAGGAAAUAAACAAGAAAACUCAACAAAUAUAUCUCUAAAAGGGAUCCUAAAUGUAAAGAAAAAAAUAACUGAUCAGACUCAACAAAAUUUAGAAGAAUUUACUAACAUUGAUGGAAAAGAAAUUAUAAAAGAUACAAUUUUAAACAGUUCCGAUGAUUAUAUUAAUAUUCAAAAAAAAAAAAAAAAUAAUAAAAUUAUUUACAAUUUAGAAGAUGAUAAGAUAGGAAUGAAAAAAGAAAGAAGCAAAAUAAAUGACAACUUUGAAAAUUCUGUAAAAAAAAAAAAAAAAAAAAAAGAUAAAGAAAAAGAAAAAUUAACAAAAACAUAUCAAUUACCUAACAAUAAUAAUAUUAACUUGUCUAUGCUUUCAAAAAUUAUUAAAAUAUCCCCAUCUUCUUUAAAAAAAUUCUUUAUGAUAAAUGAAAAAAAAGAAUUUAGUUUUAAUUCUGAAUUAACUUUAGAUCAAAUAAAAAAGGCUUGUGAUUAUUUUGAGAUUCAGUAUAGCUCAGUAUUACCAGCUAUACCCCAUGAAAAAUUGAAUGAAAUUGACACAACUUCAGUAAAUGUGAUUGAGAGUGUAGAAAAUAAAAGUAGCCAAAGUUUGACAUCACCCUCUAAUAGUGUUAGUUUGAAAAUGGAAGGUGGUGAAGAUAUCAAAAAUAAAGUGAUAGAUGAAAAGGAAAAGAAGAGAAAUAUCGUUGUGACAUUUAUAGGGCAUAUUAAUCAUGGAAAAACAUCUUUGUUUGAUUAUAUAUGUAAAACUAAUGAAAGAAAUAAAGAACAUGGAUUAAUAACACAAAACAUACGAGCUUUUAAAGCAAAUAUAAAUGAGAAUUCAGUUUGUACAUUUAUAGAUACCCCUGGUCAUGAAGCUUUUAUUCCAAUAAGACAAAGGGGUAUUAAAAUAUCAGAUUUAAGUAUAUUAGUUAUAUCAGGGGAAGAAGGAAUUCAAGAACAAACUAUAGAAUGUAUAAAAUUAAUAAAAGAAUUAAAUAUAAAAAUUAUAAUUGCUAUAACAAAAACGGAUAUACCAAAUAUAGAUGUAAAUAGAAUAAUAAAUGAUUUAUUAUAUUAUGAUAUAUCAACUGAAAUAAAUGGUGGUGAAAUUCAAGUAGUUGAAUGUUCUAUAUAUAAAGAAGAUUCUAUUAAUAAAUUAUUAGAUGCAAUAUAUUUAGAAUCUGAAUUUAUUGAUUUAUCUAUAAAAGAUAAUGAAAAAGCAGAAGGUGUAGUAUUAGAUUCAUAUGUUGGUAAAAAUGGUAUUGUAUCAAUUAAUUUGCUACAAAAAGGGGUACUCAAAUUAAAUGAUAAUUUUUAUACUGGAUCAUCAUAUGGAAAAAUAAAAGUUUUAAAAAAUUACAUGAAUAAAAAUAUAAAAUGUGCAUACCCUUCUGAUCCUAUUAUAAUUAUAGGGUAUAAUAAAAAUUCUCUUCCAAUUGCUGGAGAUAAAUUUCAUGUAGUUGAAUCGGAAACAAUUGCAAAAGAAAUUUCUGAACAUAAUAAGGACAGUAUCCUAAGUUCACAAAUUAAUGACUUUAAUUACUCAAUGCCAACACUUGAUAAAUAUGAAAAUUUUAUUAUCAAUCCUGAAAUGGAAAGCAGUAAUGACAUCAUAGAUCAAAACAAUGCAGAGACUAACCAGUCUAGUGAUAAAAAUAGUGACACACUUGAAAAUAAUGUUGAACAGAAUGACAAUGAAAAUCGAUUAAAGGAUGUAUAUAUAAAUUAUUUUAUAAAAUGUGAUAAACAAGGUACUAUAGACAUUUUAAAAAAUUCGAUUUUAAAACUAUCUAAAGAAGAUACUAUAUAUAGAAUUAGAAAUAAAAUUAUAUAUGCAAAUAUUGGUGAUAUAUCAUCAAGUGAUAUAAAUUAUGCACUUAGUUUUAAUGCCAUUAUCAUUGGAUUUAAUGUUAAAAUAGCUAAAAAUGUAAAAAGCUUGAAAAAUAAUGGAAAUUCUCAAUUUAUUUUUUCAAAUGUUUUAUAUGAAUUAAUAGAAAAUGUCGAGAAUGAAAUGACCAAACGAUUAAGUAAAAAACCAACUGGAAAAUAUAUAGGAAAAGCAAAAAUUUUGAAAAUUUUCAAUAUUUCUAAACUGGGAAAAAUAUCAGGUUGUAGUGUUAUUAAUGGUACCAUUAAAAAUAAUAGUAAUGUAAGAAUAUUGAGAGAUGGUAAUGUUAUAUAUGUUGGAAAAAUUAUAUCUCUAAAAGUUGUGAAGGAAGAAAGAACUCAAGUAAAUCAAAAUGAAGAAUGUGGAAUGGCCUUUGAAAAUUUUACUGAUUUUAAUCCAGGUGAUAUUAUUGAAGCAUAUGAAGAAGAAUAA
Molecule: messenger RNA, 3900 nt
Organism: Plasmodium vinckei vinckei
Lineage: Eukaryota; Apicomplexa; Aconoidasida; Haemosporida; Plasmodiidae
Product: sporozoite surface antigen MB2, putative translation initiation factor IF-2, putative
Exons: 1
Coding region: 1-3900 (1299 amino acids)
Molecular function (GO): GTP binding; GTPase activity; nucleic acid binding
Source: RefSeq, a predicted model, not a curated record